This is a messenger RNA of Ambispora leptoticha, 1053 nucleotides long. The record is from the annotation of a GenBank genome assembly. NCBI's taxonomy places the organism in Eukaryota, Fungi, Glomeromycota, Glomeromycetes, Archaeosporales, Ambisporaceae.
AUGACUGCCAGAACUAGUACCGUUCUGACUUUUGAAUUCGGUGUAUCAGACUCUAGCAAAAAAACAUGGAGCCCACCGUUUGCCACUUCUCCUGGAAGAUUUUGGCAAUUACAUUACCGAGCUCAUUCACAAGAUUCACAUGACAACUGUACAAUAGCGUUAGCAGCGAUUCCCAACGAGCAAGAAGUGCAAUUGCCAGCUGCGUGGAAUGAGAGAAAUAAAUUGACUGGUACUUUAUAUUUCAAAGAAAAUGCAUUAAUCGGAUUCGGGAAAAUUAUACCACAACCUAUACAAAUGGACAGAUAUUCAUUAGAAUUAAGAGCAUUAGGGUUCUCCCACCCACGCUCCGAAUUACCCGAAAGUUUCAUUAUUGGUGUACAAUUUAAUAAUGUGCAAGACACGUGCAAAUCAAUGAAAUAUCCUUUUCCAACAAAGCCGAUCCCGUCGUCAUUAGUGGACGCGUGGGCUGCCGAGCUGAAUAAACCAAGUACAGCGGAUGUGCAAUUUAUGGUUCAAGGGCAGGCUAUCUAUGCCAACAGUUCAAUAUUGUGUCAGCGAUCAGAGUAUUUUCGAAAUUUUUUGAGGUCAAAAUGGGCAGAAUCUAAUUCUAUCAGCAAUAAUAAUGUUACUAAUGACAAUCCCACUGUGAAUACUAUUAACAAUAAUGAUUUUCACCCUGCGACAUUCGCAGAAAUGCUUCGAUUCCUCUACACCGAUCAAGUCAACUUUGAUGAUGACAGCAGUCAAGAGAGCUCCGCGCGGACAGCUCUCGCAAUCCUUGAGAUCAGCGAUAAAUAUCUAAUCGGGGAACUUCGUCAACGCGCCAAGGAACGAAUAAUCAGUAGUCUGACGGCCGAAAAUUCUGCCGAAUUCUUAUUCGCGCAAGCAUGGAAAUGGCCGGAUGUCAAAAAAGGAGUUUUCGAUUACGUGGUGAGGAAUUUUAAUGACGUGCGAAAGUCGGAAGGUUUUCAACGCAUCCGGGCGAAUUUCGAGGCAUAUCCGAUGGCGGCUGGGUUGUUCGCGGAUAUUUUGAAUGCAGUUUCGUUAGGUUGA